AUGGCAUCUCAACGUGUCCAAACCCAGCUUUCCAAGCCCCUCGCCCUCAAUGCUGAGAAUAUUGUGGUCUCUCCUCCCGCUCCUAUAUCAAAUAUCCUACCAAAUCCUCCGAAUCAGCCGGCGUUUCCAACCUACAGCAUGGACUACAGGGCAGGUAUAAAGGUCGUCCGUCAGGCGAUUCCUGCACGACCUGCGGAUGGCCAGGGGACCCACCAUACCUACCACAUGGCGACCCAUAGCAACCUCCAUCCACUCCUCUUGCAGAUGGAGCCCGCUCCAAAUCCAUUCGCUGGUGUGAUUGUCCCAGAUCUCAUCGAUGAUGCUACCAAUCAACUCGUCCUGGGAAACGAUGGCACCCCACUCAGAUAUUUCAGCCAUCUGCCACGAUGGGUUGAAUAUGACGUCUCGGGAAUGUUGAUCGAGUUGUGGAUGCGCCUCGAUCAGCGCGUCGAAAUGCGGGACAUUUUGAACCGCAUCAACGCACAUCCUACGAAGAAGUUGAUUGGGUCGAGUGGCUACAACAUGAAGCGGAGCCGAUUCCGAGAGGCCAUCGAUGUGCCUCCGUUUACUAUGGGCCGCCAGCACCCUUCGUCAUUCGAAAUCGAUGUCAUCAACAACCAGACUCGUGAGCAACUUCUGCUCAACACUUGCAUGCUCGUUGAUAUCCCCAACAUCUGCAUGUUCAAGCCAGUCAUGGCCAGUGACAGAGUGAUCCACGGAUACGUCGACAGCCGACUGCCUCUUGACUAUUUCCUGCGAGGCUUCCCGACACCGAUCCCCAUUCCUUCAGACCGUCAAAACAUCGCCCUCCAGCUGCGAAUGCGCCUCCAGACCCUCGCGAUUCGCCGCAAUCUGGGCGACCGGCCGCAAACCUACAAGUACUUGCCGGAGAAUCUGAAGCCCACAUGGUGGCAAAAGAGUCCCGUUUCGCAGGGGCCCUUACCCAUCCGACAGCUUGACAACCUGACACACAAUGAAUGGAUCGCCCAGCUUUGCAGACAAUUUCCUGGCAUGAGCAGGUCAGGCACUUCACGCACGAGUCCUAGCAGCCCUGCGCAUGCCGACCAACCUGCUCUUGUGCCUAUGCCCAGUCCUGUGGCUUUUGGCCCCUCUGCGCAGCAGGCGUCGCGGCCACAAACUCCCCGGGCACCUCCCGCACCAGUCGCGCCUCAGCCAGCAAUCGACCAAGACUUGGAAAAUCCAGCUCGACCGCUGGCGGGAGAAUGGCACGAGAGGAACUCGGACGACGGCAUCUCCUACUAUGUGGAGCCUGCACACCGCCGUCCUGACCGCCGGAUUUAA
Molecule: messenger RNA, 1302 nt
Organism: Cladophialophora yegresii CBS 114405
Lineage: Eukaryota; Fungi; Ascomycota; Eurotiomycetes; Chaetothyriales; Herpotrichiellaceae
Exons: 1
Coding region: 1-1302 (433 amino acids)
Source: RefSeq, a predicted model, not a curated record